Dipodomys ordii (Ord's kangaroo rat) is the source of this 1338-nucleotide messenger RNA. RefSeq names its product tyrosinase (gene Tyr). Gene Ontology annotation, molecular function: tyrosinase activity. The record is from RefSeq and is a predicted model, not a curated record. Gene Ontology annotation, biological process: pigmentation; melanin biosynthetic process. Bases 1 to 1338 code for a protein of 445 amino acids. Lineage: Eukaryota; Metazoa; Chordata; Mammalia; Rodentia; Heteromyidae. The transcript is spliced from 4 exons.
AUGUUCCUGGCUGUUGUAUGCUGCUUGCUGUGGUGGCUCCACAUCUCUGCUGGCCACUUCCCUCGAGCCUGUGCCUCCUCCCAGAGCCUGAUGGAGAAGCAGUGCUGCCCGGUCUGGGAAGGUGAUGGCAGCCCCUGUGGCCAGCGCUCGGGCCGAGGGUACUGCGAGGGCAUUCUUCUGUCCAACGCACCUCUCGGGCCUCAAUUCCCCUUCCGAGGUGUGGAUGACCGAGAGUCGUGGCCAUCUGUGUUUUACAACAGGACUUGUCAAUGCUCUGGCAACUUCAUGGGAUUCAACUGUGGAAACUGUAGAUUUGGAUUUGGAGGACCAAACUGCACAGAGAAGAGACUGUUGGUGAGGAAAAGCAUCUUUGAGUUAAGCGUUUCGGAGAAGGAGAAAUUUCUUGCCUAUCUCACUUUAGCAAAGCAUACCAUCAGCCCAGACUUUGUCAUCCCCAUAGGAACCUAUGGCCAAAUGAAAAACGGAUCCGCACCCAUGUUCAAAGACAUCAGCAUUUAUGACCUCUUCGUCUGGAUGCAUUACUAUGUGUCAAUGGACACGUUCCUUGGGGGAUCUGAAAUCUGGACAGACAUUGAUUUUGCCCACGAAGCACCAGGUUUCCUGCCUUGGCACAGACUGUUCUUGCUGCUGUGGGAACAAGAAAUCCAAAAGCUGACUGGAGACGAGAAUUUCAGCAUUCCCUACUGGGACUGGAGGGAUGCAAAAGACUGUGAUAUUUGCACCGAUGAAUACAUGGGAGGUAGCCACCCUGCAAACCCCAACCUCCUCAGCCCAGUGUCCUUCUUUUCCUCUUGGCAGAUUGUGUGCAGCCGACUAGAGGAGUACAACAGCCGUCAAGUUUUAUGUGAUGGAACUCCAGAGGGACCCAUCCUUCGCAACCCUGGAAACCAUGACAAAUCUAAGACCCCAAGGCUCCCCUCUUCAGCCGAUGUGGAAUUUUGCCUCAGUUUGACACAGUAUGAAACUGGCUCCAUGGAUAAAGCUGCCAAUUUCAGCUUUAGAAACACAUUGGAAGGAUUUGCUAAUCCACUGACUGGGAUAGCAGAUGCCUCUCAGAGCAGCAUGCAUAAUGCCUUGCACAUGUAUAUGAAUGGAACAAUGUCCAAGGUACAGGGAUCAGCCAAUGACCCCAUUUUUCUGCUACACCAUGCAUUUGUUGACAGGCUUCCUCUCCACUCUUCUCCCCUGGGCUACCUGGCUAAGAAGGCUGCCCUGAUCUUCAUGCUCUCAAACCAGCUGCCUUUCCAACUUGGCAGCACAGAAAUAGUACAGGAAGAAGGGUGCCAGCAAGGCACAUCCCCUGGGCUUCAGGAAUGA